Molecule: messenger RNA, 1122 nt
Organism: Clonostachys rhizophaga
Lineage: Eukaryota; Fungi; Ascomycota; Sordariomycetes; Hypocreales; Bionectriaceae
Source: the annotation of a GenBank genome assembly
AUGAUCCCAUCGGGGAUGCUCAAGUAUGUUAACGCCUACUUCGGAAUAUUUCUGACUGGCGCUGGGAUAAAUGGCCUUCUUAAUCCAAUACACAUGGGGCAGCUUUUUGGAGUGAAAGAGGUCAGCAACGAGAUGGCUGUAUUCGUCCCCGCUUUUGGAGGUCGAACAUUAGCAGCUGGAGUUGCUCUGUGGUGGAUGAUACUAGCUGGCCAUCGCAGGGCAAUUGGUAUAUUCAUGACGAGCUGGGCGAUUGCAGGGAUCGCAGACACAUACCUAUUGCUAUCGUAUAAAGGCGAGGUCGACUCGGUCUGGAUACACAUCAUGAACACAUGUAUCCUCCUUUCACCUUCUCGUAAAGCCCUGGGCUUUAGAGCCUGUAUAUACACUGUUGACGAAUAUAUCUGGACCGUUGUUCAACCUCAGGUACCAGAAUUUCGGAACAUCACUAGUACAUGGAUAGAGGGUUUUAUCAACUCUUCUACCUUCAUCACCAGCGUUGAUAAACUCGCGCAAAAGGCCGCAGCUUUGGGAACAAUCGAGGCCAUUGUCCAUACAGCCGGGGUCGGCCCCUCAGUGGGCUCUGCUCGCCGCGUUUACGAAAUCGACCUUGUUGGCACGGCAAACGUAAUUGACGCUUUCCUUCCUGUCGCGGGGCCUGGGACAAGUCUCAUUUGCAUCUCCAGUAUGGCUGGUUAUCUCUGCCCACCGUUGGAGCCCGAACUGGAAAAACAUCUCGCUACGGCCUCACGGGAUCAACUAUUGAGCCACCCGGGUCUUAACGUUGACAGCUCCGAUGCACGUGCAGCAGGAAUGGCCUACGCGUUCUCUAAACGCGGCAAUCUGCUUCGUGUGCAAUCCAUGGCCAAGGCAUGGGGCACUAGAGGAGCUAGAAUCAAUUCGGCGAGCCUGGGUGUGAUUUCUACAGAACUUGGUCGCCAGGAAACGAUGAACGGUCCAGCUGCAAAGUUUGUUGAAACAUCACCUGCAGGCAGGGUGGGUACGCCAGAAGAUAUCACCAACGUGGUUGCAUUCCUGACCAAUCCGUCGUCUUGUUUCAUCACGGGAACCGAUAUUUUGGUGGAUGGAGGUGUUGUUUCUAGUCAACGGUGGAACAAGGCUUAG